Molecule: messenger RNA, 1236 nt
Organism: Plasmodium inui San Antonio 1
Lineage: Eukaryota; Apicomplexa; Aconoidasida; Haemosporida; Plasmodiidae
Product: 50S ribosomal protein L4e
Exons: 1
Coding region: 1-1236 (411 amino acids)
Biological process (GO): translation
Cellular component (GO): cytosolic large ribosomal subunit; ribosome
Molecular function (GO): RNA binding; structural constituent of ribosome
Source: RefSeq, a predicted model, not a curated record
AUGGCGACCGUGAGACCCGUGGCAAACGUGUACAGCACGAGCAGCAAGCAGGUGGUUGGUGAGGUGGAAAUCCCGGUGGUGUUUCAAACCCCCAUAAGAAGCGACCUGAUUCAGGAAGUGUUUAAGAACAUCUCGAAGAAUAGGAGACACCCGUAUGCAGUUAAGUUGGGCGCGGGGUACGAAACAUCUGCAGAGUCCUGGGGGACAGGAAGAGCAGUGGCACGAAUCCCGAGGGUACCAGGAGGAGGAACACACCGAGCAGGACAAGGAGCAUUUGGAAACAUGUGUAGAGGUGGAGGGAUGUUUAAUCCAACAAAGAUAUGGAGAAGAUGGGGAAGGAAAGUUAACCUGAAAGAGAAGCGUUACGCAGUUUGCUCAUCCAUUGCAGCUAGUGGGGUCACAUCAUUAGUCCUAGCCAGAGGGCAUCGCAUCUCGAACAUUCAGGAGGUCCCACUGGUCGUUAGCAAUGAUAUUGAAUCUAUAAGCAAAACGAAAGAAGCGUUGAAGUUUUUAAUCACUCUAGGAUUGAAAGAAGAAGUGAACCGAUUGAUUAAGUCAAAAAAAAUCAGAGCUGGAAAAGGAAAAAUGAGAAACAGGAAAUAUCGAAUGAGGAAUGGUCCUCUCAUUAUAUACAACAAAGAUUCGGGGGUCAAAAAAGCCUUUAGGAAUAUCCCUGGGGUGGAUUUAUGUAAGGUUACAAAACUCAAUUUGCUGAAAUUGGCUCCAGGUGGAUCCAUUGGCAGGCUGUGCAUCUGGAGUGAAAGCGCAUUUAAGAAGCUGGACGUUAUGUAUGGAAGGAUCUACAAGAAGAAAGUUACCAAAAAAAACUAUAUCUUACCCAAAUCGAUUAUGGCAAACUCAGAUAUAUAUCGAAUCAUUAGCAGCGAACAGGUGCAGGCAACUUUGCUGGCGAAGAAGAGACCCUGCAAGAAGAGACUACAGAACAAGAACUCCCUCACAAACUUUGCCGUCAGGUGCAGACUGAAUCCAGCGUAUAAGCUACUCAGAUCCAUUGCCAUCAGGAAAAUGAAGAAGAGCAUUGAGGCCAAGAAGAACAACAAGAGGGAACUCCGAGUGAAGAAGAAAAUCGAGAAAAAGGAGCUGCAGAAGGUUAACCACGCCUACUACAGCAGCAUUACUAACUCGGUGAAACGAAAGAAGAAGAAGGAGGAGAAGAAGGCCAAGUCGAAGACGGACGCCAACAAGGCGCUCCUCCCCACGGCGGGAGAUGAGUAG